AUGAAGAUGUUCAACAUCUUCCGCGCAACGAAGGCCAGCACUGGCCAAGAAGAAUGUGAUGAUAUGAGCACGGGCACGGGAGGUGAAGGACGGAAAGGCGAUGUAGAAGAUCCUCGAGGCAACCAGGGUACUGCUUUUAUCCAUGCAAUAUAUAUAUUGAUAGCCCAUAUUUUUGCACGAAUCAUCAACCUCCUUCCAAUGCCUGAGAAGAAAGUCCCCAAUUACAACCUCACGGCGAUCAACCCCUAUAGACGUGUCCCGUACCCUCCUCUUACCUCAGGAACAGAGACAGGUUUGGUCUGCAAAUCGAAGUCUUGCAGGACAAGACCUACCCAUUCGACUGUGUACUUUAAAUCCCAACAUAAGCAUUUAACUGGCGUCAAGUGCCCAAUUGACUCCAGCAAAGACGGAUUGCUUCGAACCUACAACACUGAACAUUUUCAAGAGCAACUCCGCUUGCUAAAUCGACGAGUAGUUGAUUCCGCCGCCACUGUCAUCAACAACAGUGUUACCACCAACGAUUUUAUGGAAAUCCAUCGGCUCAUGAAUGCCCCACCUACUCCCCCUGCUACUCAGGCGUCCACCAGCACCACUACGGAACGAAGUCCUGCAGGCACUGCGAACAACUCUUCACUUGAAUGCAAGGGAGUAAAUGGUCAUAUCGCUGCAGGCCAUCAAACCCGCAAGAAUGAGAGAUGUCCCGUCAACGCUUGCAAAGCCUGUUGUUUGGCACUCAACACUUCCGGUCUCACCCCAUGUCCCAAGCACAACUCGAUGGCCAAGCGACAACAGAAGGAAAUCGAAGAGAACGGAAGGGUGUCAAUUAUUCCCUCACUACCUAACCGGAACAUCAUCGACAUUAUCUCAUCACCAUCCGUUGCAGAACCUGGUGAACAGCCAAAGGCUCCUCUAGCAAUAACUCAGGGAGGACGAAGCAACGGUGUCAGAAAGUAUAAAGGGAAAGUGCAAACCGAUUUCCUCGACGAAUAUAGGAGAAUGAGUUUAGAGCAAAAAGCCGCAGCACGGAAGCGCACAGCGAAGGCUGAGACUGCAAGCAAGACCAUUGCAUUGGUCGUCUGGGCGGGCUCGGAGGAACACCCUCUUGGAUACUGGGGAGGCUGGGCGCACGCCGCGAGCUGGCCAGAUUUUUGUUUGGCCGAAUGCAACGAGAUCAAUGAACUAGUUGCUCAGCAGCUAGGUGCGAAUCCAAAAGCCAAAUUGCAAGUUUGGAAUGAGGAUAACCAACUAUGGCUUCACACGUCGAUGGACAUCGUAGUUACUUACCCAGUAAAGAUUCGCAAGAUUUUGGUCGUAUUCCCCGGUCUCGACCCAUCUGAAUGCAACGACGUCGACCGCCACUUAGCGUCAGUUUCCACAGGCGACAGGAAGGCUAGCAUGACCAUGGCCGCUUUUAUACAGCGCAAAGAAUCAGUGACACCUAAAAACAAGGUCAAAGGCAAGGCUAGGAUGAUCAAUCUGGUGACGCCACCUGAGCCUGUUAGUCAGCAGAUUACACCACGUGGCCGGGACCAAAGCACUCCGACUCAACCCAGCGAAACUCCCGACGACAACAUUCCAACGGACUCCUCAACAAGACCACCUCUCCAAUCAGGCUCACACCAAGGUAACAAGCGUUUACGCUCUCCGUCUAUUGAUAUAGGCAGUAGUAGUACCUUGACCAAUGGCAACGACUCAUCAAACAUACGACCGGCAAAGCGUAAACGAUCUAGGCAAGGACCAAUGUGGUCUAAUGUCGCCACCAUGGCUGAAUUGUCACGUCUAUAUCUCCUUACUCUUGAUGGACCGCAAAAGCUGAAUAACAAAGAAGCUUUUGAUGUUGUAUUUGGAACUCGAUUUACAUAUGCCACAUCCACUAUAUCGCAUUAUGUAAGAUGGUGCGAAGACCUUGACCAUGAAAAUCGACUUGCACCGUUUGUAGCUCGCAACAGCAAUAUGAAAGUGGCCAACGCUCGCCAGAAUCAUUUCCUUGCCGAGUGGAGGCGGACAGACUCGCGUUUUGACAAUGCAAAGCCGGUCAAGCAAGUCAAGCUCUAG
Molecule: messenger RNA, 2055 nt
Organism: Melampsora larici-populina 98AG31
Lineage: Eukaryota; Fungi; Basidiomycota; Pucciniomycetes; Pucciniales; Melampsoraceae
Exons: 5
Coding region: 1-2055 (684 amino acids)
Source: RefSeq, a predicted model, not a curated record